AUGUACGACGGGCCAAACAGCAUUCACUAUGCUAAUAGCCAUUUGGGGCCAAUAUCAUCAUCUGUCCAUCAACCCACCCAUUUCAACAAUACGAUGCAUAUGCAGCAGCAGCAACAACAGCAGCAGCAGCAACAACAACAACAACAACAACCAGCACAUCUACCUCCACCGCAUGUACAAGAGACUUCUUAUGCACCCAUGAAUGUGGCUCACUCGGUUGAUCACCAAAUUCAUCAUCCAAGCCAGCUCUCUUCACAGCAACAGCUUUCUCAACACCAAUUGUAUAAUUACAAUCAACAAGGGGUCCCAACGGGUGGUAUCAUUGGCCAACCAUUUCUGCAGCAGCAUUUAUUGGUCCAACACCAACACCAACACCAACACCAACACCAGAACCCAAACCCAAACCCAAACCAACUACCGCAAUACUCCACCAUACACGCACCACAAGAACAGCUUAGUCAUCCGGCUGGUGGACACGAAAUCAAUCCACACGUGCAUCAUCAACACACCCAUGCAACUCAACCGGCCCACAAUAGACGAGGUCCCUGGUCUCCGUUGGAAGAUAAAAAAUUGCUAGAUCUGAUCUCAAUCUAUGGCCCAACAAACUGGGUAAGGAUCUCCAACCACUUGGAAACAAGAACACCAAAGCAAUGUAGAGAACGAUACCACCAAAACUUAAAACCAAGCUUGAAUAGAUCACCCAUCACACCCGAGGAAGGAGACUUGAUUGAAAAACUAGUGGCACAAUAUGGCAAGAAAUGGGCCGAGAUAUCACGCCAUCUCAACGGAAGAUCAGACAACGCCAUAAAGAAUUGGUGGAAUGGAGGUGCUAACCGCAGACGGAGAGCAAGCUUAGAGGCCUUUGGCGGUGGUAAUGGCAGUGGUAAUGGCAGUAGCAGUGGCAGUAGCAGUAGUAAUGGUAAUGGUGUAGGUGUAUCCUCGACUGCUACUAACGGCUCUACAGUCCAAGAGCAACUAAUGUAUAAUGAACACAAGAGGAAAUCAUUGGAUGGCACAGAACAAUCUACGCCUUUAGUUUCUUUAAAUAAAGCAAAAACUGCUUCGGAUCUACCCCAACCACCGCUGUCAGCACCACAAGCUUUCGGUGAUAAUAACAACAAUAUCAAUUAUAACAGCAGCAAUGUAGUGGAAGGACCCAAAUUGACUGGAACAAAACAUAUUAAGCAAAGUAUUUCUCAAGUACCCAAUGUCCCCCAUUUACCGCAAAUCUCAUUCAACACUUCGAUUUUCGGUCAAAAACUCCCAGAUAAGUCAUUUCUUAAUAUCCGCGAUACGGCACAGGUUUCCGCUACUCCUCCACCUCAACCGCCUCCAAUCACAAACAACUCUAGUAUAGCAAACCACUUGCCCGGAUUGAAGCCAUUAGCAUCUCGAUCUGCUAGCUUUGACACUAAUUACUCUACAUUACCACCAAUAGUACCAAACACCAAGAGAAGAUUGAUUGAUGAUCAGUUUGGCCGUCGUCAUUCGAGUGCCACGUCGAUGUUGAUGCAAGCUCAUGCAAAUGGUUCCCAGCCCAGUUUGCAUCCUUUAUCUCAUACAUCAUUAUCAUCAUCUGCUAAUACUAAUACUAAUACUAAUACUAAUCCUACUAAUCCUACUACUACUACUACUACUACUACUUCUUCUUCUUUUGCUCACACCCAUACUCAUCUUCAGAACAACACUCAAAACAACACACACAGCGCCUAUUCACAAUCCCAGUCGCAAUCAGCCAGUGGUAAUGUUCUGCCAUCAUACCAUGGUUCCCCCUUAAUGAUUAAUUCAGCAAAUUCAAGAAACAAUUCUAUUGUCGCAUUUGAAUUGCCGCACCCAUCAUCAACUACAAACACUUCUUCUCGAAGAUCAAGUUAUAUAGCCCUGGAUUUAUUCCCCAACCCAUUAGGAAAGAAUGCCGAAGUACAAAUGCACAAGCGAAACUUGUCUCAAAACUCAUCCUUUAAUUCUCCGCAAUUAACACCACUGACAAGAUUUUCGAUCAGCUCCAUCACUUCAGAAAAAACACCAUCUUCUAUGCUCAAUAUUGUGUCGUCUCCGGCACACUCUUACAAGUAUGAGCACACAGCAAGUACAGCAUCAAUCAACAAACCUGUGAAGGAGGAAGAUGAAAACAACAAGGAGAGACAGAAGCAGCAGGAUAAUUUGCAACAAUUGCAUCUCGUAACACAGCAACUGGAACAGGAACUGGGACUGGGACAGGAACAACAGCAACAACAACCACAAUUCAGGCACGAGGAACCUAGGGCAGAGACAGAGAAGAACCCCACUAACAAGUUAAAUAACAAGUCCAGCCAGAAAUCAUUCCUCGAGCCUUCUACAAAAAUGUCAGUCUCAUCCUUGCUAGACUGA
Molecule: messenger RNA, 2370 nt
Organism: Lodderomyces elongisporus
Lineage: Eukaryota; Fungi; Ascomycota; Pichiomycetes; Serinales; Debaryomycetaceae
Exons: 1
Coding region: 1-2370 (789 amino acids)
Source: RefSeq, a predicted model, not a curated record